UUGUUGACAUGGGGGCGGCCGAAAGAAGAAACAAUAAUUGGUAAUUCAGAAUACCAAAGUGGCUCAAACGAAUUUCUUUAAGAAUCAACCAUCAAUGUUCGUUGUCAUCUGAAUCUCCAAGAUGGCUCUCGACAAAUUAUGGAAGUUACCAUCUUUGACAAGAAAAAUUACCUUUUCGGGCAUGUUCAACUCAACAAUCAACACAAGAUGACGCAAUUGUAAAUAAAAACUUCAAUUUGACGGGAAAAAGGGAUUUCUUUGCCGUUUCAUAAGUUUUUGACUAUAUAGUUGGAGUGGAUUAAUAUUCUUGGAGACUUUGAAACAUGUAUGUGUUGGAGAGUAAAGGUGGUGCUAUAGCAUGUAUGCUUUUAGCGCUUUUCUUUUUGGGAACAUGGCCUGCACUCUUGACUCUCCUAGAACGGCGGGGCCGUCUUCCUCAGCAUUCGUACCUCGAUUACUCCAUAACAAAUUUUUUGGCUGCUGUAAUUAUUGCUUUAACCCUUGGUGAGAUUGGAAAGAGCUCAGAUGAUAGUCCGAAUUUUAUUCAGCAACUUUAUCAGGAUAAUUGGUCUUCUGCCAUGUUUGCAAUGGCGGGUGGUAUAGUUCUGAGUCUAGGAAAUCUCUCUACUCAGUAUGCUUUUGCUUUAGUUGGUUUAUCGGUUACAGAGGUGAUCACUGCAAGUAUAACAGUUGUUAUAGGUACAACCGUGAACUACUUUCUUGACAACAAAAUUAAUAAAGCCGAGGUACUUUUCCCUGGUGUUGCUUGCUUUUUGAUUGCGGUAUGUCUCGGUUCUGCUGUUCAUUCAUCCAACACAGCUGAUAACAAAGCAAAACUGGAUACAUUGUCCACCGAUACAGAAAAAGGGUUGAAGACAACUAACGCAGCUUCAUUUUCAAACAAAGACUUAGCAAGUGCCGAUUAUUUUUCACUGAGGGCAAAAGCUGGGACUGCGGACUUUCUCGUUGAACUUGAGAAUAGAAGAUCCAUUAAGGUGUUUGGUAAGAGCACAUUCGUUGGACUGUUCUUAACUUUCUUUGCUGGUGUUUGCUUUUCUCUCUUCUCACCGGCGUUCAACUUGGCGACAAAUGAUCAAUGGCACACUCUAAAGGAAGGUGUCCCACACUUGAAUGUUUAUACCGCGUUUUUCUACUUCUCGGUCUCUUGUUUUUUCUUAGGUGUCAUUCUUAACAUUGCCUUCCUCUACUGCCCUAUACUUAACUUGCCCAAAACAACACUCAAGGCUUAUGUAAAUGACUGGAAUGGUAGAGGAUGGGCCUUGUUGGCUGGAUUCUUGUGUGGAUUUGGCAAUGGCCUUCAGUUCAUGGGUGGUCAAGCUGCUGGCUAUGCGGCUGCAGAUGCUGUACAGGCACUUCCACUUGUGAGCACAUUUUGGGGAAUUCUUCUAUUUGGAGAAUACCGUAAAUCGUCCAAGAAAACUUAUGCUUUGCUCAUCAGCAUGUUGUUUAUGUUUAUAGUGGCUGUUGGUGUUCUAAUGGCUUCAGCAGGACAUCGAAAGCAAUAAUGUUGCAAAAUCUCUAAAAACACAUUUUUUCAGCUACUUAGAAUGAAAUGGCAGCUGCUCGAAGUUCUUAUUGGUCGUGGAGAACUUAUAAUUCGUGACAGGAAAAGUGGAAAAACAGUUAUUUCUUUUGAUGGCCUCGUAAACCAAAAUGUAAGAAUGCAACGACCUCACCUCAUUGAAUAAUUUUUUUAGUCUCGUGAUAGCGAUGGCGUAGUUUGAAUUAGUUAAAUAAAUGUAACACAGUUUGUUAUUUCUACAUCCAUGUAAUAAAGUUAUCGACCCUUAACCUUAUGAACAUUGUACAUACUUCACCCAACAAAGAUGGUUUGUUUUCUUCUU
Cucumis melo (muskmelon) is the source of this 1865-nucleotide messenger RNA. Its product is annotated as ureide permease 1-like. Gene Ontology annotation, molecular function: allantoin:proton symporter activity; uracil:monoatomic cation symporter activity. NCBI's taxonomy places the organism in Eukaryota, Viridiplantae, Streptophyta, Magnoliopsida, Cucurbitales, Cucurbitaceae. The record is from RefSeq and is a predicted model, not a curated record. Bases 324 to 1526 code for a protein of 400 amino acids. Gene Ontology annotation, biological process: nitrogen compound transport. The transcript has 8 exons. Gene Ontology annotation, cellular component: membrane.